GAAAAAUAAAUAAAAUCCUGAAAUUGUACUUAAAAUGCCAUCUAGAAUAUAGUUAGACAACUUCUUACGAUGCGAUGAUCUUUUUUAGAAAGGGUAAAAAUUAUGUUCACACACGUAUUGUGAUGUAAAGUAUACGUAAAACAAAAAUCUUUAAAUUACAACUCUAUUCAUUUUAUUAUAAUAUUGUUAAUAUAUAAUAUAUAAAAUAAUAUGUUACCACGAUUGUAUGUACGUGUCAAUCAAAAAUUAUUAAAUACAUCUAUAAAAUUUCAAAAAACAACAGAAUGUCAGUUUAGUGGACUCGCUUAUAACUUAACAAAUAUUCCUUCGAAAAAAGAUUGUGUACUCAACGUUCAUAAACGUUUAAAAGUUCAUGAAAUAUAUUUUAUUCGAUGUGAAAGCACAACACAUAUAACAACAAAAGAAAUUGUAUCAAAUACAUCAGAUUCACCUGUAACACCAAACAUAACAGAUACAAAUAGUCCAGUAAUAGAAAAAGAUCUUAUACAUGAAAUACCAGAUAUACCUGUACCAAUAGUUGAAGAAAUAACAAAAACUAUUAAUUUACAUGCAAAUGGUGAAGCUACUUUUGAAAGCUUAGGAUUAGGUGGAUAUGGUCCUUUUGGACUUCUUCAAUCUUUUUAUGAAUGGCUUCAUAUUAGUUGUGACUUACCAUGGUGGGCAACAAUUAUAUUAACUUCCACAGUUAUCAAACUCUUAACAUUUCCCUGUUCAAUAGCUAUACAAAAAAAUAAUGCUAAAUUAAAUAAUGUUUUACCACAAAUGGUAAAAAUACAAGAAAAUAUGACGGAUGCAAGAAAGUGUGGAAAUUCAAUGGAAGCUGCUCAAUAUGCUUCUGAAUUACAAACACUGUUUUUAAAAAAUAAAAUCAAGAUAUUUCCAAUAACCAAUUUUAUAAAAAUUGGUGCUCAUAUACCAGUAUUUGUUGCUUUAAGAGGAAUGACUAAUAAACCUGUAGAAAGUUUAAAAGAAGGUGGACUCUUGUGGUUUACAGAUUUAACUAUUCCUGAUCAAUAUUAUUUGCUACCAUUAUGUACUACUGUAACAAUGUAUGUUAUUUCUACACGUGCAUUGAAUAAUAGUGGAAAUAUAUCUCCAGUAAUGCGACAUAUGUUCAAAGCAAUACCAGUUGUUUCAUUUUUAUUUGCAAUGAGAUUUCCAGGAGCCAUUUUAUGUCACUGGACUAUUUCAAAUCUUAUAACUUUGAUAGAAAAUCAAUUAUUAAACACACAAAAAAUAAGAACGUAUUAUAAUAUUCCAUCUCUUAUAAAACACAAACACGAUGUAAGAGAAGGUCAAAAAAAAGGAUUUAUAGAAACAUUUAAUGAUGCUUAUAUUAACAUGAAAAUAUCUAAUAGAUUAUCAUCUCUAAAACAUGCUGAUAAGAUACAAUUUAAUGAGGAAGCUAAAGGUCCUUUGAAGAAGACGUUUAAAUAUAAUCCAGUGGUAAAUUUAUCAAAACAAACAUCAGCAUCAAUGUCAGCAGUGAAAAAAUAAUAUUUUAUGUACGAAAUCUUAUAUAUAACAUUUCUUUAUUUAAUUAAUUGUAGAUUUAAUUGUAAUAAAUCUCUUGUAAUAAUUCAAAAUUUAAUUCAAUAAAUAAGAAAAUAAU
Apis laboriosa (Himalayan honeybee) is the source of this 1633-nucleotide messenger RNA. It is a transcript of the gene OXA1L, whose product is annotated as mitochondrial inner membrane protein OXA1L. Bases 211 to 1518 code for a protein of 435 amino acids. Lineage: Eukaryota; Metazoa; Arthropoda; Insecta; Hymenoptera; Apidae. Gene Ontology annotation, molecular function: membrane insertase activity. The record is from RefSeq and is a predicted model, not a curated record. Gene Ontology annotation, biological process: mitochondrial respiratory chain complex IV assembly; protein insertion into mitochondrial inner membrane from matrix. The transcript has 8 exons. Gene Ontology annotation, cellular component: mitochondrial inner membrane.